Molecule: messenger RNA, 303 nt
Organism: Fusarium pseudograminearum CS3096
Lineage: Eukaryota; Fungi; Ascomycota; Sordariomycetes; Hypocreales; Nectriaceae
Exons: 1
Coding region: 1-303 (100 amino acids)
Source: RefSeq, a predicted model, not a curated record
AUGUUCAGCAAAGCUGAAGAGGAGGGGAUCAUGGAUAUUUUCACUCCUGGAAGCAUGUUCAAGCACUGUGAAAGUCUUAGCAUGAGUCUUUCAUCGUUGGAGAGAAAGAUCAGCAGCGUCGUCGAGUACAUUGACGUGUGCGGUUCUUGCGUCGGCGUCUUCGAUUUGCUUACUGAAGUUCGAGGCCAGUUUGAAAAAGCAGGAGACCCGCUCUACCGACACCACAUCGACACCAUGGCUACUCAGGCUAAAAAGGUCCGAAUGGGUACAUUUGUAUCUGACGACGAAAAGGAUGAAGAUUAG